This is a messenger RNA of Ciona intestinalis (vase tunicate), 1032 nucleotides long. The record is from RefSeq and is a predicted model, not a curated record. Lineage: Eukaryota; Metazoa; Chordata; Ascidiacea; Phlebobranchia; Cionidae.
AUUCUAUGUGUGGCAUAAACACAAAAUUCGUCACAAAUAUUGAAUGUUAAUACUAUUUCCCACGUCAUACAACCGUAGUGUGACGUAGAAAAUACCAGUAAAUUCAAAUUUCUAAAGUAAAAAAAAACACCUUUUAUCGAUAAUUUGACUUCAAAAUGCACAGGUACAGCAUAGCACACGGUACUAGGGACUCGGGUCUGCAGAGAGGUUCUACAUUUUCGUCAUACUCCUUAGCGUCAGCCCCGUCGCAACAAGUUCUUGGGCAGAUUGGACUUCCGCUCAACUCUGAUAACGGCACCUCACCUUUUAUAACUGUAAAUUAUGGAGACGGCCAACAAGUUCUUGUCAACGUAGAUUGCGCAAUAUUGCAUUUGUUUUUACACCUAAGGGCACGUUAUGUGGCGGACGGCUGGCAGUUUGACGAAGACAUAAUAAUUACUGGGCCGCCUAUAGUUGAGAAACCGCCUUCGCCAACGAAAGAAGAUAGAUUGAAACGAGAUUUAAAUCCACUCCAGCCGAAACUGUUUACUUGCUUUGAUUUGCUGGACGAAGGACAUGCACCUUUGGAAUUCUGCAACAAAGACCCGAUGACUAAAGUUCGGAACUUUGUCAACGACCGAGCGACUUACCUAUUCUGCAAAGUGAAACGUACCCAUAGCGGUGUUAUAAAAGAAGCAGUUCCUCUACUUGCAAAGACACCGUUGGAGUUAAAACGUCGAAUUGACACCGUUCUUCGCACAAUUGAGCGCUCAAACAAGCGGCGAGGAGGUCGGGGUACAGACAGAUCUCCUACGGGGAAAACGAGCCUGCUUCCCGGCAGGAGAGAUCAUCGGCUUAGCAUCACAUCGCAGUCAAACCGAACAUUCGCAAAUGUGGUGCGAAACUUGCAAACCAAGUGAAACUUGGUAUUAAACAUUGAAAUCGCAUUUAAUUCACUUUUGCGACGAAAUUUUUAUCAAAACUUGAAUUUUCUGUCUAAUAGAAACGCGCAAAUAUUAAAUGGACGCGUACAAAACACAAAAUCAAACAUGC